UAUUGACAGUUACUCAGAAAUUAAGCAAUUAAUAUCUUAACUCACAACAGUGCGUGAUUUUAAUGACAAUAAAUUAGGUUUUCAAUUGAUAUUUAAUGUAACCUUUAUUAAAUCUAAAAGAUUUUAAAUGAAAUUACUGACAACAGGUGUCAUUUGGUUUGACUUAACAUCAUAUUCCUAGCACAACAUAAACGGUUAAGAACAGGAUUUUCGAGCUCGCUAUCUCCCGUUGAUAUUACUGAUAAGUUUUGAAGUUUUUGUUAUCGAUGAUAUUAUGCAGAUAACGUUAUGUUGAGUGGUCAUUGCUUAAUCGUGAUGGUUUUUAGCGCGAAAGGGUGUGAGUUGUGUGAAAUGUGAUCUGAAAUGUGUUUCAAACUAAAAAUGAGGAGAUUUAACUGGAUUAGCCGAUUGGUACCAAGAAGAAACAGCCCAUAUGCGUUGUUUCUUUUGUUUGUUAUAUGCGUGCCACUCAUGUGGUGCUGGCUUAUGAUCGACACAGUCUCCAGCGUGUUACUGACUACCGUGGCCGAAGAAGACUUGUACCAUUUGCAAAGGAAUAGAAAUUUAAAGGAAUAUAUCGAUAAUAUUCCGGUGCUAAUCGAACCGUCCAAAGACCCGUGUGGAGACAUUUUAGUUUUAGUUACGUCAUCACCAGGUCGAUUUGAAGAACGGGAAGCAAUUAGAAGCACAUGGGGCAAACAUUUAGUUACGCUCUUUGUGAUGGGUCUUGAUGGAUAUACUGAGGAUGAUGUAAUGGUAGACAACUAUUUAGAAGCAAAACUGCACAGUGACAUCAUAAUAUACAAUUUCAAAGACCACUACCAGAACCUCACCAUAAAAACGGGUCUCAUGCUGGAAUGGACCAUUAGUAGAUGCUCCUCAUCCAAGUUCCUGUUCAAGACUGAUGAUGAUGUCCUGGUUAAUCCGUGGAAGUUGAGACAAAUAGUUGAGGAGAAUGCUGAGAAUGUGCUGAUAGGAUACCUGAAGUCAAAUACCUAUCUUCACAGGGAUACUCAUAGUAAAUGGCACAUCCCGCGCUGGCUGCUUCAAGAUGACUUCGUGCCCCAUUAUUUAUCUGGCACGGGCUAUUUAAUAAAUGUUAAGUAUAUAAAGCUAAUGCUACACGCCGCCUACUCAGUGCCAAUGAUUAACUUAGAAGAUGUUUAUUUUACAUAUUUAGUUGCUAACAAAACACUAGGUUUUACAUUAACCCAUGAUCGUAAGUUAAGCCCCUAUAAACCCUGGUUACCGAUCGACUGUUUCUAUUGGGGGCUGGCGUCCAUACACAGUCUCAUCCCCAGUGAUAUAAUUAAAUGGGGAUCGUGUGUGAUAAAAAUGGGUGGCGAUAACCAAAACGAAUUAUGUAAAUCGUACGAGAAUUAUAGCGAAUGGUGGUUAUUGUGAUUUUCGACCCCAUAU
Molecule: messenger RNA, 1419 nt
Organism: Pieris napi
Lineage: Eukaryota; Metazoa; Arthropoda; Insecta; Lepidoptera; Pieridae
Product: beta-1,3-galactosyltransferase 5-like
Exons: 6
Coding region: 364-1404 (346 amino acids)
Cellular component (GO): membrane
Molecular function (GO): hexosyltransferase activity
Source: RefSeq, a predicted model, not a curated record